UUCACUAUGGCAGACGCACCUAGCGGAGCUCCCGAACAUUGUCCUGGAACCCAGAGUGAGAGUGCUGGCAAAGCAUCAGCUUGUGCAGGAUGCCCGAAUCAGUCGCUAUGUUCUUCUGGAGCCACCAAGCAACCAGAUCCUGGUAUUGCGCUUGUGAAAGAAAGACUUAUUUCAGUGCGGAAUAAGCUGCUAGUGCUUUCAGGCAAAGGAGGAGUAGGCAAAAGUACUGUGACAUCAUUACUAUCGAGGUGUCUUGCAGCAAAUAAUCCUGACAGAAAUGUGGGAGUACUGGACAUUGACAUUUGUGGACCAUCGCAGCCAAGGGUACUGGGAGCACUUGGUGAAAUAGUUCAUCAAAGUGGAUCAGGAUGGUCACCUGUAUAUAUCGAGGAUAAUUUAUCAUUAAUGUCGAUUGGUUUUACGCUUACUCCAAGUGAUGCAGUUAUUUGGAGGGGACCAAAGAAGAAUGGUAUGAUCAGACAGUUUCUGUCAGAAGUUGAUUGGGGUAGCUUAGAUUAUCUCAUUCUGGAUACACCGCCUGGCACAUCAGACGAACAUUUGUCAGCUACGUUGUAUCUAAAAGAUGCCGGCAUAACGGGUGCCAUAAUUGUCACGACACCACCACAAGUUGCUCUCUUGGAUGUCAGGAAAGAAAUAGACUUUUGCAGAAAAGUGAAUAUUCCAAUCUUGGGUGUGGUUGAGAACAUGAGUAUCUUCAUAUGUCCUAAAUGCAAAAAUACUGCAGAAAUAUUCCCAGCUUUGUCAGGUGGAGCACGGACGAUGUCGAACGAAUUAAAUGUAGAGUUCUUAGGCUCGAUACCUUUAGAUCCGUUGCUAGCUAGAUGUUGCGACGAGGGUAAAAAUUUUCUGACGGAAAUGCCAAAUUCGCCAAUCGUUAGUGCUUUAAACGAAAUUUGCAAGAGUAUUAUUCGAAAGUGUGAAGAAGAAAAAGAAAAUUAUCCCGAUAAUUCCCAGUAAUAACGCAAAAUCUUUUGUAUUAAAAUUUAUUUGUAUAUUCGCUU
Messenger RNA from Trachymyrmex cornetzi, 1022 nucleotides. It is a transcript of the gene Nubp1, whose product is annotated as NUBP iron-sulfur cluster assembly factor 1. Bases 7 to 978 code for a protein of 323 amino acids. NCBI's taxonomy places the organism in Eukaryota, Metazoa, Arthropoda, Insecta, Hymenoptera, Formicidae. The transcript is spliced from 7 exons. Gene Ontology annotation, cellular component: cytosol. The record is from RefSeq and is a predicted model, not a curated record. Gene Ontology annotation, biological process: iron-sulfur cluster assembly. Gene Ontology annotation, molecular function: ATP binding; ATP-dependent FeS chaperone activity; 4 iron, 4 sulfur cluster binding.